GAAAGGUGGCUCAGACAGCAUGUAUGUCAGCGUGCAAGCACUUAGCUACAUCCUUGAUGCAACUUUUGCUGGAAGCUGAAGUAAGGCAGCUUACCUUGGGAGCAUUACAGCAGUUCAACCUGGAUGUCAGAGAAUGUGAACAGUUUGCCAGAUCCGGCCCGGUGCCUGGGUUCCAGGAGGACACGCUGCAGUUGGCCUUCAUCGACUUGAGACAACUUUUGGAUCUCUUCAUCCAGUGGGAUUGGUCAACAUACCUUGCUGACUAUGGUCAGCCCAACUGUAAAUACCUCCGGGUGAAUCCAGUAACAGCUCUGACCCUGCUUGAGAAGAUGAAGGAUACUAGCCGCAAGAACAACAUGUUUGCACAGUUUCGGAAAAAUGAACGAGAUAAGCAGAAAUUGAUUGACACUGUGGCCAAGCAGCUGCGAGGCCUCAUCAGCAGCCACCACUCGUGAAGACCUCACCUUGGCCCACACAGGCUGUUUGCUGCAGCCACACAGUCUUGAUCCAGCCCCGGCGGGCCCUGCAUUUGCGCGUUCUUCAAAGAGAGCAUAUGUAUUUUUUUAUUAACCCCUGUACAGUAUUCACAUAACCUUUCCCUAUAGUAAAAGAGGCACAAGAAUAAGCAAGUACAUGAGAUGUUGCUAGGCGGAGACUCAGGGGAGGUUAUUACUACACUAUCUGUGUUAUCCUGGAGAGGUGGCAUCACCAAUCCCAACGAGGUGAACCGCCACUCAUGCAUGGCUCUAGAGCUUAGGUCUGUGGCCCAGGAACCACUCAGAGUGAGUGCUUGGCCCCGGGAGGAAAGGUGAGUAAGCAGAAGGAUAGUAAAGCAUAUCCUAUUCAUUCUCGGGUGCCCCAUUCACCACCUAGGUUAUGCUGAUCCUUGUUGGCACAAGGCAAAGGCCUGUCAAACAUUACUAUUUAACACACUAAAGACCAGCACAUGGUUCUAGAUGUUCAUCUCCUCAGUCUGCUGACUUCCAUUAGCUGGUAAUCAAGCAUGGCAUGUGGCAAGAUGACAGCUUCACUCCAAUACCCCAAGGAUGGCAGUUUCUUUAGCCUAGCUCUGACCCAAGGCUUUGACUGCUUAUUUUUCUGGGGUAGGCUAGAGCUAAGUAGGCCCUGAUAACUGAAAAUAGUKUUUACUUUACUCUUAGAUAAAACCUGAGACUUGCUUGGUAUUGCUUAUUUAUGUUUUAAAAACAACUUUCUGGUCACCAUCUUUAAAGGAAAUAUCACCAGCUCUGCACUGUGGUAACACCCACAGCUGGACUAGAUGCCUCUAGGGAUGGAGCCACUGCCAUCAUGAAGUAGUCAGGGCCAACUAUGGAUAGUGGUUUGUUGCCACUGGCUCAACUGUGGUCUAUUACUAAGAUAUAUCCUGUAUAGAGGCUCUUCUUGACCAAGCCAAGACUUCCAUCCUCUUCUGAGAUCCCAAAGCCAUCUUUUGGCCUCAUCUGAAAAAAAGAUUGCCUAUAAUCCUAUCCCUCAAACUCUGGAGCCUGGACCAGCUUAGCUUAGAGGCUAUGUCUGUUGUCCUAAAUAGAUUCCUGAGACUCAGUGCAAAGGCUUUACUCUGAGGUCAGUCGGAGGAACUUACACUUUAAGACACGUCAGGAUGAUGCUUAAUGACAGUGGUAAGAGUAUGAUUGUGCAUCACCAAGUAAUAAAAAUCAGUCACACAGGCAUUUCUAACUUGGAUAAGUGGGAGAAAAGAUUCAUCAAAUAGAAUCUUCCACUGCCUUUGUCAGUUACCAAAUUGUUUCAGGGGAGAGCAGUACUUCCUUUUACAUUCCCUACCCCUACCCUCAUCAUACCUAUUACACCUCAAAAAACCAUGUGAAAGAGAAUAUGCACACUGAUGUACAGCCCUCCUCAAAGCUUGAGACCAGGCUACAAAAGGGUUCUGCAGAAGUCUGCUGAGACUCAUUCUGAGGGCCCAACAUUUGGCCCAAGGUUUUAGGAGGAGGGUCGGGAAUGGCAUGUMAACCCAAACUUAAAAAGCCAAGGAAAGGCAAGGACCUGUGGAAAUGAAACUUAUGAUGACAUCUCCAAGUUCUGAACUUUUUUUUUUAAAGGUGAGAAAUAAUCACACUAAUCCAAUGCUUGAGAAGAAUCCAAAAUACCCUCCUUCACAGGUACUGUUUUCAGCAAGAUCUCUUCGGCUUUGACUGCUCAGACUUUGAAUGGAAUGGAAAGAAUCUCAAGUUUGUUACAGCAUUUAUCUUUGUAGGGAGUCAUCAUGGCUGGAAGAACUGUGCUAUAGAGGAAAAGGAGAAUAGGGUAGAGGAACAGGGGCCAAUCUGCACCUUCAACCAAGAAGUUCUGCUAAAGAAAAAGCUUAUCCAAGUUCAAGACUCAUUCGGAUGGACUCUUUGGUGUACCUCCUCUUCACUCUGUCUAAGUCUGCCUUUAUUCUUUCGUAACAAAACAAAAAACAAUAUGCUACUUCUGGGCUGUAUGUGGAGAUAUACUCUUGGUGGGCCAGGGAAUGUAAAAACAGAGACCAACAGUGUCAAAAGCUUUUUUACUGGUGAAGUAGAAAUUUUGUGACAUUGGGCCUACAGCUGAGCCAACCCUUAAGAGGCUGGAGUGUGUGCCAAGCAUGUGUAUCCACGCCCCUCAGCCUCUCCAAUCUGGCCUCAAAUGCCUACACUUGUAGAAGUGCCCUGGAAGGCCUCAAUAAGAGGAUAGGGGAGACAUGAGUCGCUGGAAGCCCUCUGCCUUCUGGUCACUAUGAGUCUUUGGCCAAGUUCCUAGGGAAACCAGAUUCAUGUUCCUGAAGAGAGUCUGGUUUGGAACCUAGGUUUCCAUAGUAAUCUAGGCAGCUGAUUUAGUUUUAACAUUCAUAGGAAAAUCUCUGAGCAGACUGGGUGAAGCUGCUGGGGUUAGGGAGAAACAGGACUUGGAAACUGGCACCAGCAGAGUUGGCAACAGGGAAUGUUCUUCAGUGAUUUGCAUACCAAACCUAAAAGUCCCCCCAGCCUCAAAGUCAUCCUAACUCCUCUGCAUACUUGACAAGAGCUUGCUCAGCAAGUGCUAGACCCAGGGAAGGAUUGGCAUUGGCCAUGAUCUUCCUUCUCAGGCAUCCAAGCACAGUCCCUGGGGCUGGCUUCAGAAAUCUCCCCUACCUAAGCCCCACUUUUCCCAGGAUUCCUCUCCUGACUGCUUCAGUCACCUCUUUCCUCUCUCCCUCUCUCCCCCCCUUCCUUCCUUCCUUCCUUCCUUCCUUCCUUCCUUCCUUUUGCUUGCAGUUACAAUUACUUUUCACUAAUGUGUUGGAAAUGGCCUUUUUUUUUUUUGCACAAAUAGUACACAUUUAUGGGGAAAUUUUUGUGAAGUCCAUUUUUAACUCUAAAGGGAACUUUUUUCCUCUAAAACUUACUAGUAAAGCUACUGAUGCAGUUGGGCCGCAUGGUUAGGGGAAAGCUCCUCUAUGGAAAGAGCAUGUUUACUCCUCUUGUACAUUUUCCUCUUUUAACUGCUAUUAAACAAGAUAUCCUACAUACCUGUUUCAA
Messenger RNA from Urocitellus parryii (Arctic ground squirrel), 3521 nucleotides. NCBI's taxonomy places the organism in Eukaryota, Metazoa, Chordata, Mammalia, Rodentia, Sciuridae. The record is from RefSeq and is a predicted model, not a curated record.